Molecule: messenger RNA, 489 nt
Organism: Orycteropus afer afer
Lineage: Eukaryota; Metazoa; Chordata; Mammalia; Tubulidentata; Orycteropodidae
Gene: KHDC3L
Product: KH domain containing 3 like, subcortical maternal complex member
Exons: 3
Coding region: 1-489 (162 amino acids)
Cellular component (GO): apical cortex; protein-containing complex
Molecular function (GO): RNA binding
Source: RefSeq, a predicted model, not a curated record
AUGGCCACUUCUAAACAGUUUCCGACGCUCGUGCAGUUCGGAGAGAUAGAUGAGGAAUUUGAGGAGCUCAGUUACGUUCACAGGCGGCCCCAGUGGUUCCACGCCGAACAUCUGAUGAAUCCGUAUAGAGUCCACCUCGAGGCGUGGCUGGUGGAAGCGAUCUUCGGUCCGGGCUGGGAAAAUAUCCCGCGCGUCGAGUGUGUUUCACAGACCUUUCUUCGUGUGAGACUAUUGGACACCAAAGGGGAGGCCGAGAUCUUGAUAUUUGGGCGGCCUUAUUACCAGAAGGACAUAGCCAAGAUGAUCAUGAAGUUGGCCAAGUAUCACCGUCAGCGCCGGGCGCGAAGUUCAGAGAAGGUCCCUGCCCCGGAGGCCGGCACCCAGCAGGCUCCCGAAGCUGCCCCGGAGGCCCGCACCCAACAGGCUCCCGAAGCUGCCCCGGAGACCUGCACCCAGCAACCUCCUACUGUAGGGGUUACCAAGUUGUGA